Molecule: messenger RNA, 440 nt
Organism: Macrosteles quadrilineatus (aster leafhopper)
Lineage: Eukaryota; Metazoa; Arthropoda; Insecta; Hemiptera; Cicadellidae
Product: ejaculatory bulb-specific protein 3-like
Exons: 3
Coding region: 69-395 (108 amino acids)
Source: RefSeq, a predicted model, not a curated record
GUGGGAGUCUCCUGAGCUUUCGCUCUUCACUUUCACUCCAGUCUGCUCUGAAGUGACCGAGAUACAACAUGGCUGCAACAGUUAAGGUGAUUCUACUACUGGUAGCGUGCGUCGCUGUAGUGUUGGCCGCCAAGAUGGAGGUCUCUGACGAAGCCAUCGACAUGGCACUGAAGGACAAGAGGUACUUCGACCGUCAACUCAAGUGUGCGCUGGGCGAGGGCGUGUGCGACCCUGUCGGCCGCCGUCUCAAGACGUUCGCCCCGCUGGUGCUGCGAGGAGCCUGUCCCCAAUGUUCGCCCAAGGAGACCGAGCAGAUCAAGCGGGUUUUGAGCCACAUACAACGACAUUACCCCAAAGAGUGGGCCAAGAUAAUAAAGCAGUACUCCAGCUCAUAAUUAAUUGUUAACUGUUACUAAAUUAAAUAUUUUGUUGUUUUCGUA